Fragaria vesca subsp. vesca is the source of this 2217-nucleotide messenger RNA. RefSeq lists its product as uncharacterized. The record is from RefSeq and is a predicted model, not a curated record. NCBI's taxonomy places the organism in Eukaryota, Viridiplantae, Streptophyta, Magnoliopsida, Rosales, Rosaceae. Bases 224 to 1852 code for a protein of 542 amino acids. The transcript has 12 exons.
CUUUUCCAAUGUCAAACCAAAACCCUAAAACUAAACUCAACUCUUUUGUCUUCCUUUCUUACUAGGAUAGUAGGAUUCCUCAACAUCAAAAUAAGUCCAACUCAGUUAGCUCAACUCUACAACCAUCUCAUCUCCCACUUUCAUUGCCUCAUUUCCAAUACCAACAUGAUCCUCAGAAAUUAACCAAACACACAGCAACAAGAUUGUGUCUUCAGAAUGAUUUAUGGUACUGAUCAUGAUCUCCUCUGCACCCGCGUCGCACCCGAUCACUCCCCCCUCCUCCUCCACCGCCACCCCCGCCAUUAGAUCACCUACAACCGCCGCCGCCGCACACUCUCAGCUCCCGCCGCCUCUCUCCCGCCUCCCGUUAGACUAUGUCCUGCCGAUCGGCGACUCCUCCGGCCAGCUGGCCCGGGUUCGGAUCUCCGAUAUUGCCCCGUACGACGGAGCUCCGACCGGGACGUAUGUGAGGGCGGUGGAGGCGCUGGCGGGGUCGCUGAUGAGGCACAACGCCGCCGUCAUCGAACUGGGAGCCGACGACGCGGCGCUGUUGCGCUGCGGCUUGGAAGCUUCCAGAUUGUAUUUCCGGAGCAGAGCUCAGCUCGGCGCCGGCAAAGGUAGCCGUGGAGUUUACAUGUACAGGGCCGGAAGGGCUUUAGAAGAUUGGGACUCGUCGCCGCCGUGCAUGGCUGAUGUUUUCAGGUGCAUGGGGAAGGCGGCGCGUGUGGCUUUGUCUACAAUAGCAAGGCAUCUUCGUUUGCGCAGCGAUGUUUUUAGCCAUUUGCUUGAUGAUACUCCAUUGCCGGCUAAUGAGGUGUCCUCAUCGGUGCUUUUGGCAGCCUACUCCAAUGCGGCAUUACAAAAUGGGAAGGGUGCUAUUGGGGGAGGGAAGCCGGGAAUGAAUGGCGAAGUGGAGAAGGGAUUGUUGACAUUGGUUUCCUCGGACAGUCCUGGUAUACAGGUGUGUGACCCCAAUGGUCGUUGGUACCUGGCAGACAGUGGGUCAGCUCCUGGGGAUCUUUUAUUACUUACAGGCAAGGCACUCAGCCAUGCUACUGCUGGCCUUCGCCCUGCUUCAUCGUAUAAAGCUGCUCCUGAUUAUUCCUCUGGCGUUAAUAGUGGUGGGAGGACAUCACUUGCAUUUAGGCUCAUGCCACAAGGUAAUGCUAUAUUAGAUUGUUCUCCCAUUGCAGCAGCUGGUCAUGUCAUUCCCCAGAGUUAUGUACCGAUAUCUGUAAGCCAGUUUAUGGACGAUCUUUCUGCUGAGGAAGAUGUUUUGUGCAAUCAUUCUGAUAGUGCAAUUGUGCCUCAAAUCAAUUUAAAUAAGGAUGCAUCUUUAAGAAGUGUUCUGUCAGACCCCCUAUCUGGUGCAUUCCUUGAAGAUGCUAUGGUAGUAUCCUGCGGGCAUUCAUUUGGCGGUCUCAUGUUGAGAAGAGUCAUUGAAUCAUCAAGAUGUACCCUGUGCAAUGCAGAAAUUGAGACCAGAUCUUUAGUUCCUAAUCUUGCUCUUAGAGCUGCAGCUGCAGCAGUGAAGCAUGAGGAUGAUCGAAGGCUAUUUCACAAUGCUACUACCCGAAAGCGUCGGAAAGAAACGGGUGACCCAAUGGAUCCAUCACGAAGACCAAAUAGGGAAAAUGGAGAUGGUGGUGAUGAUGGAUUUAAUCGUGGGGUGCAGUAUCCAUUUUCAGUGAAUGAAAAAGUAAUGAUUAAGGGGAACCGAAGGACUCCCGAAAAAUUUGUUGGCAAGGAAGCAGUCAUCACAUCCCAGUGUCUGAAUGGCUGGUACUUGCUUAAGAUUAUUGGAACCGGAGAGAAUGUUCGGUUGCAAUACCGUUCCCUGAGGAAGAUAUAGAGCUAGAAGCCUAGAACACUCCUGUCAUUGAAGACAUUGCUCUUCCACAACCCAUUCAGAACAGCUAUUGAUGAGAUUAUAGAAAUUUUGUAUUACUUGAGCCUCAAAAGUUCAUAACCGGAAGUGAUUACCACGUCUUGCUAAGAAAUAUAUAACUAAAGACAGUCUUUGUUGUAACUGAUUGUGUUUGAAUCAUGUUUAACCAGAAGAGAUGUAGUGUUUUAGCUAGGAUCCUAGAGAUUUUGUUGACAGCAUGCUUUGUAAAUGAAAAUUGUCAGGUAGUGCUGGGUUUUACUUUUACAGAGCUGUAAUCCGUCGAGUAUAAACUAGUUUUUUCAAAAUCUAAUCACCAUCAUGAGCAUUUC